Perca flavescens (yellow perch) is the source of this 10381-nucleotide messenger RNA. It is a transcript of the gene cplane1, whose product is annotated as ciliogenesis and planar polarity effector 1. Gene Ontology annotation, cellular component: ciliary transition zone. The transcript is spliced from 50 exons. The coding region runs from base 268 to 9984 and encodes 3238 amino acids. Gene Ontology annotation, molecular function: protein binding. The record is from RefSeq and is a predicted model, not a curated record. Gene Ontology annotation, biological process: cilium assembly. NCBI's taxonomy places the organism in Eukaryota, Metazoa, Chordata, Actinopteri, Perciformes, Percidae.
UCCACAGCAACGCGUUGAAGCUUCCUCCAAGAGGAUCAUGGGAAACAAUUCUGGCUACUGAAGGGGAGGGAGUUUCGAAAUAUUUCAUGAUUAGCUACAGAACAACAUAUAAUAGCAUAGCUAUAUUAACAUCCCCGCAACUAAAUGGUGUGGGCGUAACAUUUGAGUACAACCAAUGCAGUUUAAUUGCUCAGUGGGAUCCUGCCAUCUCGAUAAACCCUUCCUGAGGGCAUAAUCAAGAGGAAGAACUGAUGCUGUCUUUUAAACAUGGAGCUAACGUUGGACGUUGUUUUGUCAUCCAGCAUCAAACGGAAGAAACCAUGGCCGCGAUUCUGUUGGCUUGGGAAGGAGAAGGAGUCUGUGUUCCUGUUAGAUGACAAACGGAUCAGUGAGAUCAACAUGGUGUCUGGUCGCACCAAGAAAAGGACUCCUAAACUCCAUCCUUUGCUCAACAGUGUGGUGACAAUGGCUUCAUCCAACAAUGGUAUGUGGCUUUGUGGACUUUUGGUCUCAGGAGAGCUGUUUCUGUGGAACAGGGAUAAAGACUUGUUGAAGACUGCUGCAGCAGUCCCAGAAGUAGUUCAAAUAACUACUGCUGUUCAAGGGAACGCCAGACGACUGUCACUCCAUGUUUCAGGGGAUGGGAUGUGUGUGCUCCUGGUAGCCAUUACAGGACAAGUGUUCCUGUGGGAGUGUAUAGAUGUCAGGGAUUUGACAGGGGUACGAGAUGGCAUAGUCAAGGGACACUGGGCACAUAUACAGCCUGUUGAAGACUCCAUUCUGCCUUCUUCAAAAGACAAAGAAGCAUCCCAUCACACCAUCUUCGCCAAGACAGAGUGUAUGGGUGAUGCCUGCUUAUCAGCCUUUGUUUUCACAUCUGGGAAGAAGUUAAUCAUCACUUGCCUGAAAAUCCAAUGGGAAGAUGGCCAUGUGAAAGUGGGUUCUGUGGGAUACAGCAUACAGUGGGCCACCAAGACAUACCCCAUGUCUCGUCUCAAGCCGCCCUGCCAACCAGUGAAGUCCAGAGGGGCCUUGGUGCCAGCUUUCUCUCCAGAUGGCCGCCUGUUAGCCAUUGUGCUGAACCAGAGACAGCCUAAGGCUUCACAGGUCCUCUUUGUGAGCACACAGAAUUUUGUCUCCAUAUCAAGUGGCCUUGGAGGAUGUGGAAGUAAGAAAAUGGAGAUCCCCUCUAAAUACAUAAGGUCCUACUGGGUGAGCAGUGUGAGCUGGUCACCAGGCGGUCUCUUCCUGGCCUGUGUCCUGAAGAGAGGCUCCCUUCUUAUGUUAGCUCGCCUUGGGGGGCUUCUCACUCUAACAAGCUGCGGUUGCAAUGUGGACUUUGGGCCUGCACACUUCCUACCCCUGCACCCUCUUGUCACUUACCGGGCGCCAAUGUCUGCAGAUAAAGAGGCGGCCUCUUUGUCCAGCUCCAGCUUGUCUGUGCGGGAUGUCCUUAGGCAGCGGUAUUCUGUGACCUGGCAUCCACGGCUGAUGUAUCUCAUUGUGUCUGAUGGCUACAUGGCCACAGUUAUGAGGCUGCUAGAUAGGCCUUCUCCUGCCCUGUUGCUGACAACACUUCUAAAGGACACAAGCAUGGACCUUGAGAAGGCCAGUCGGAUACUGGAUAAAUCACAGAUUCAUGUGAGGGCAUGGUUGGAAUCCCUAUCUUGCCUGAAUCUUGACAGCAGCCUUGUUACAUGUGGGCCCAACACCGCAGACUCUGUCAUUUCAGCAGCCACAGAUGGAUCCACUUUGCCACUUUUCUUGCAGGAUCAGGGGACACUGGGUGGUACCAAGGAGCUUCUUGAAAAAGUACAGACUUUCUUUGAGGAUGACUCUGACGUAGAUGGGCCGCCUGCUGGUUCUCAUGUUGAGGAUGGCGGCCGUCUGGAGUUUGCCACAAUGUUUGACACACUCCACGCCCUGGACACACAGACUGACACUGGACUUACUAGUCCAGGGUAUGAAAAGGACUUUGUUGAAACAGAGAGGAAGACUCCUUUUCUUCAUUGUGAACUUGGAAAAAUCCAGACUAAGCUGUUAACAGCUUGGGCUUUUGGCAUGUCUCUAGGAAAUGCUGUGGAAAACAGAACUCGUCUGCUGAAGCAUACCCUCUACUGUGUGGUGCGAUUUGCUGCUUUACUCCAUUUGAUCCCCCGCUCCGAGGUCCACACAGGGAAAAAGAAUACAUCGGUUUCUACUUGCCUUCUGCAACUUCUCAAAGCCCUUCUGUCUUUUCUUCCCUGGGAUAGCAGUCACUCAGAUGGGUCUUGCUGCCUUGGGCUGGUGGUAGAGCUCAGUAAACGGCUGAUACGUCUCCUGCUGACCCCUCACCCUGAGUCCCACCAGACUGGUCACUGUCAGUUAUCAUCUCGUAGUCUAUCCACAGUCCUGCUUAUCUUGGAGCUGUUCUCUGAUUCUCUUGAUCACACCUACAGCCUGCAUCAAAGAACUGUCUGGUCCUCUGCAGAGAAGGAAUCUCUUUCCCAGCCACAACAGCUCUGGCCUUCCGAUGCACAUUAUGUGCCUCUGUUACAGGAUGAGAAAGAAGAGAAAUCCAGUUUUGUACAUCAGGCACGACCUGUUCCCCAGCGACCAUCCAGCAGAUUGUUGGGAGUGUGGCAGUGGGUCUACAAGGUCACCCAGCAGUAUAUGGAGGAACUGAAAAGCUUUAAAGGCUGUGAUGGCUGGGAGGAGGAACAGCAACAGGUGUCUGUCAUCAUGUCCCAGAUCCAAACAGCUCUGCAGGCUACAGGAGAAAGGCUAGAGGAGGGGCCUGCACUGCUGAGUUACCCAGGUGAAAAUUUUUUUCUGUGUGGCUCAUACCCAAAAAGUGCCGAUACAUGGCGGUCACAAAUUUGUGAGGAGAGUAACAAAAGCUGUGAUCGUAGUGUCUUCAAGGAGACACGGCUUUGUCUGGCCCUCCUAUACAGUCUGUUUUCCCAGUACCGUCUGAGAGAAGCCCAGGAGUUGGGGGACCACAUGGCCCGCCUGAUUCUGCACAGGGCUGGACACCAGGAGGACAACAUGACCUGCAUAACAGAGCCUCUUCCUUGCCCGUGGCUGCCGAUGGACCUUCACAGUGACGUAGCUUGUGCUGUGGUUCAGACCCUGGGGAGAUUCAUGGCCUCUUAUUUCACCAACCAACCCCUCUACAUCCUGCCCCCCCACCAUGUGGCCGUCCUGCCUCCACUACAUCUACCUCAUGCUGCUAGUGUUGGGCGCUUGGUGCCACUGUGCCAGGUGGAGGUGGCUAGAGCAGUGCGACAACAGCAACUGUCAGAAGUAUGGACAGUAGAUUACGCCCAGGACCUGCUUCUGCUAGGGGGUCUGCUUCCUGAGACUGUGUGGUUGGCUUAUCAUCUUGGUGACUGGAAGACAGCGGCCUCUCUGAGCCUGGCCUAUACCAAUUACUGCGCUGACCACUUUGACUUCACUUGGCUCAGGAGGAGAGAGUUCCACCUCCCAACAGCUUUAAAACCAGAAAGCAUUUUUCAGGUUGAGUUGGAGUGUCUUCUUGGCAAUAAGUCUGACUCCCAAGAGCGCAGACAUAACAAUGGUGACAAGAGUUUUACAGACCCUUCAGAAGGAGAAGACUGGGACUUGUUACAGGUUUCUAUACAGGACAUUCUGAAGGCUUCAGUCAUGGCUGGAGUAAAUGUUAUGUCUUCACCCUUGUCUUCCUCGCUGGACACAGCCAAAGACCUGUGUUCUUGCCUGCCUCUGUUGGUGCCCAGUGGACUGUAUCUGCCUUCCCCACCUCUUUAUUGCCCUCAGCCUUCCCCCAACACACAGGACCCAAUAGGGACAAUAGGGCAGUUUGCAGAAGUUGCAUCACGCCACAAAGUGUCUGGAGUUCUCCAAAGGUUACUGUUACUUCUGAGAUCUGCACGUUGUUGCCAUCCUGCUGCCCAGUGGUACAUCAGCCAUCUGCGCCGUGCCAGACACAUACUACACAAGAUCAGGAAGAAGUACUCCUAUCUAUCAGCCGCAGAAGAAGAAAAGACUUUCCCAGAGGGCCUGAUGAAGUUCGUCACCCGUAGUGGAUUCUUCAGACAGGGGCCUAAUAAAGAUGGUCACCUGGACCCUGACACCAUUCAAACUAUUAUCUGUUUCAGGGAGCUGUGUGGUUUGUGCUGGAUGCUUCAUGUUAGGGACCAGCUCUCCAUUUCCUGCAGGAAGUAUCAGGCUGCCAGACAGCAUUGUAGAGAUAAAGAGAUCCCUGUUGGUUCAGAAGUGAGAUCUACCUGUGUUGAUGCUCUCUGCUGGGCCUGUCGGUUCUUGCCUUUCUCUUGUUUCCUUAAUGCGGAGGAGAUCCUCCAGGACAUACUGCUCAGCCUUGUGUCUGAACUUCCUCCUCUCUCUCUGGUGGCAGACACGCUGGUACGAGCCUUCCCAGAGGAGGAAGAGUCUGUCAGAGUCCCUCUGAGAGAGAAGUACAACUCACUGCUGCAGAGACUGAGGCAAUGCAGUGUCCUUGAGGGGGAAAAACAGGAGAUCAACGAGUUGAUGAUGAUUGUGAUUCAAGACAAAUUCAGACAGAGGAGAAAACAUCUUGGGCGUUUGACGAGGCACCUGGCCCCCCCUGAGCUCCAUCUGUGGGAGAAAAAGGAGGAAGAGGAGGACAGGGGAAGCAAACAUGGGAUGGCCGUGUUACGGCAACUCUCACUGGGCACAAGUUUGAGCACCAGCACCUUAACUGACUGUGGCUUCCCCCCAGUUUACAGUGAUGGAGACACAGUGGAUAAUACAUCUGAAGAUAUCCCUCCUGAAAUGCAUAGCAGGGCAACAACAAGGGGCAAAAAAGCAAAAAAGGUAAGAGGCAGAGAACAUGCAAAGAAGAUGGCUACUAAGAUUGAAAGCGUCAUUCAGGAGCAGAGUCAGCCAGGGAAUGCCAAGGAGAAUGAGCAGCCCUCCCUUCCAGUUGUUGGCACCUGGGAGUUUGAGCUUGAAGAUGAUGAGUAUCUAAAUUUCCUGGAGCUCUUCCUCAGCUACGUGUUAGAGAAGGAUAGUGCUGAUGGAAGGGACUCAGACAAUGAACUACCUUUGUUGAAGUGCUUCUCCUCCCAGCUGCGGGAGAGAGAGUUGCAUUCUCUCACCUUUGAUGUGCUCACAACGGUUCAUCGCCGUCAAAGAGAUGUGCACCAUCCAUCGAGAAAACACUUGGGCCUAGAUCCUCCAGUGUUCAGAGCCGGCUGCUGCUACAAGCCAGUGAAAAAGGAUGCAACACCCGAUCUGCAAACCUCCUCCGUCUGGAGUGAAGCUCCUGUAUCCAGAACUAGCCUUUCUGUCACCUCUCUUCCUGGUCUGAGAACUGGCAGGCCAAAAGGUUUGUUUGGUCUCAGACAGCAGAGGCAUUUAAGGCAAGGAAUGAAGGGAGGGCUCUUUGGUUCUGAAACUAGCCCUAUUCAAAGUGCCUUUCCCACGGGGCAGCCUUCAGAGAGCGUGAUAUUUGGCUCCUCAACUUCUGUGGAGGCAGUGAUUGAACUGCAGCAGGGUUUGGACCCUAAACUAGAGGCUCGGUUUCCAGGGCUGGGCAGGCUGCUGGAGUGGAUGGUACGCUGGGCUGAUAGGAGGUUGCUACUAGGACAUCAUGGCAAAAAGAAGAAAGAGAGGGGAGGAGGGGAUGGAGGAACAGCUGAUGAAGGAGUAGUGAUCCGUGUCAAAGCCUCAGCGCCUGCUGUCCUCACUUCUCUCAGCUUGCUUGAGCACAGGUACACUGCUCUACUUGGGACUGACCGCUACAGUGCCCACAUCCGAGUUCCAGAAACCCAAUGGACUGUAGCCCCUGUGCUGCAACCUGAGGUGGAUAGGAAGCUGGAGAGAGAGAGCAGUGUUGAUACAGGCUACCCGGGAUCAGCAAACACUCCCAUCACUGGUCUUUGUCACAAUCUACAGCAAGGAGAACUGUCAAUUGGUUCUCACACAGAUGAACCAGAAGAACUGACAUUCCACAGGACACCUCUCCCUAAUGACCAGGAUCAACUGACCUUUGAUGCUCAGCAGAGACAAUCCAGCUCACAACAACCAUCUCUCGAUAACUUAGAUGUUACACCUGAAAAAGAAGGCAAAAGCAGUGACAGUGAGGGCAUGGAAGUGUCGUCCUCUGUUUCCAAUAGGACCAUCUCUGGAAGCAUCUGCACGCCUGAAAUGAGUUUAAAGCUUGCAGACCUGGAAUUUUCAGAAAAUGCUGAAGACUUGUCCAGCUCCACCUCUCUCCACAGUCAAGCUAAAAGACUGCAAGACCCCCCACACCCAGAGCCCCAAGCUCUUCCUACUAUCCAUCCUGAGGCAGCGGCCCACGCAGAGCCUUCUGGUUCACCUGGAAUGCUGCUCCCCAACACACCUGUGGAUCCUCCAAGCCUCCAGCCACAAAGCUCCACAGCUGAUGGACCCACUGCAGAUUCCACAGCUCCCCAUCAGCCGCUAUCCAAUCAGGCUCCGCAAAUGCGACAGCGUCUGGGUGAAGACUUAUUCAGAUUGGUUCAGCAUAUCAACUACAUGAGCCUGAUGGAGGUUUUGGGAGCUUCAUUUUCUAACCUGCAACUUGCCCAGCAGAGCUCUUCUUUGGCCCAGUCUAACAUGAACACCUCACACCCUGAUGUGCCAUCAUCUUAUGCUACCAAUUUCAUCCCUCAACCAGAUGCCUCACCUGUGCAAACCACCAUUUCUGUGCCACCUCAGACACAAGCACAUGUGCUAGAUCCAAGAUCCAACAACCCUCAGUUCAGUCAGGCCCCUGUUUGCAUGUUUGCAGACCAGCCUGCCACCCAGAGCUCAGGGAAAACCUCUCCAUCAGGCAGCCAGCAUCCCACCAUCAGGAAUCUACCCUCCAAUGCUAAUGGUGCAGGUGUAAAUUAUCAGGAAAUGCAGCCACUCUCUGUCCAGGCAGUGUCACCAGAAAUCCAGUUUCAGGAGAGCAGGAGGUUAAUCCCACCCUCACAGGGGCUUCUGGCUACUACUGGCACCAGUCAUGCUUUUCACACUGCCCCGGUGUUACUGCCUUCUAAUGACAGCAUACAUAGUGCUCCUGCUCCCCAGGUCUUGGGCUUGAAAUUACUUCAGCUUCACCGUCCUCCAUUAUCCCAGCAGAAUGCCCCACACCAUCCUCAAGGCCCCCAGCUGCUUCACACUGCAACCUCUGCAACUAUAGAAACGCAGCAGCACAAGGUUAAAAACCAUGACCAAUCCACCUCCAUUCCAAAAAGACAACUCAGUUUUAAUCCUCCACAUGAUCCAACUCCCAGGAACUCUCAACACAAGAGUCAGACAUCGGAAAGAUCUAGGGGGCAAGGGUUCUCCCUACUUCCUCCUGCUUUACCACCUCAUACAUCUGCACCAAUGCCGGGCAUUCGUCUACUGCACUUUCAGCCUGUUCCACACAGUAACACCACGUUCCCCAAACUACCCUUACCACCUUCCUCAAUGCCCACUACUAUUAUUGCAGCUCCGUGGGGAGCCGCACCUAUGAUCAAGCUUCUACAUAUAGAAUCUGGACCAAAAAUGAUGGUUCCCGAGGCAGCACCUUCAGCCCAAAUGACCCGUCUCAUGUCCACGGAGGAGUUAACCAGUUCAGUGAUCGGGAGGCAGAUUGCUAAAGAGGCUCGACUGCGAUUGCUCAGAGUAGACCCACCUCCUGAAAGCGCUAGAAGAGCUACCACUUUUGCGAGCUCUAACUCCAGCAAGAGGCAGAAGAGGAGAGAGGAGAACGUGGGGAGGGCAAAAAAAGCAGAGGUCACAUUCAGACCAAAUGAGUCUAUCAUCCCUACACAGGAGCCAACAAAUGAGCCUGUAAAUGAAGAGCCUGCAGCUCCUGAAGAGAUCACCCUUGGACAAGAUGUUACCAAUUUUGCUCAAUUUGGGUCCUUUGACUCUUUGCUGACUGGUCAGAGAUUAUUGGACAGGGCCGUGUCCACUUCAGCUGAGCUCCAUGCCUUUGCUUCCACAUGUAAAAGACCCCCAGAGUGCCAUGAUGCUUUCACCAACACAGACCCUGCUUGUCCUCCCACACUUGUGGAUAAAGCUGUGUCUGCCUCUGUGACUUUGAGUAGCCCUAGAUCACAAAGUUCAGGAAAUCUGCAGUUUUGCGACAAACGCCUUGCUCAAGGAACAGAGGAGACCCCACAGGCGCCAGAGAAGAAUUUGGGUCUGAAUGGCCACCAGUUCAUAAGUGUCUUGGAUCUAGAAGACAAAGACCUGCAUCAGAACUUGCCACCCUGUCUUUCCAUCCGCCCUUCUUCACCUACUUCUGCUCAGCUUCAUGUACUUGCGACUUCUGUUAUUAGGAGUGGUGAUGCUCCAGAUUCACAACCCUUAGUCACAAUUCCAGAGGAUCUCCACUGGAGAUCUCACACAGAUAUCCCUGACGAGUCGCCGUCACUCAGCCACAUUGAGCUCACUAGGGAUCCAGAGAGAAUCACUCCACAAGACGUGGACAGAUAUCCAUCUCACUCUGAAAUCUGUCAAGCCAUAAAGACCCAGAGCAUUGGACCUCACAGUGCCUCAUCCUCCACACCUACUACAGUGUGGUUCUCCUCCCACUUGUCAGAGCUGGAUGCUCAGUUGGCUGCUCUACAGAACAUUGCAGACUAUCUGGAGAUGGACUUUUCCAACUCCAGGAUGCUGGUGAACACUAUUGAAAAGCUCACACCAGUUUUUGCUCCUGAUGUAAAGACUACCACAGCAGUAAAAAAAACUGUCAGACUGACUGUCCCACACCAAGCAUGGCUACCACGACUGGACACUUCAACUGAACAUGCCUUUGAAGAGGAAGAAGAGAAUCAGGAAGAAGAAUGUGCCCUUCAAAAUGACUCCACUUCUUACAGUCACAAUGCUGGUCCUUCCUACCUUCACACCCCUCCAAAAAUAAAAGAUCAGCUGACUGAAGCAUCUGGAAUAUCUCCGGUAUGGGCGGAGGACAAUCUGGGUCAGACUGGGUUAUCCGAUACAGCAGAAAUCUUAGACGAGUUGGUGAGGGAAGGGUAUAUAUCCCUGACUGACCUGGAUCUCUCCAAUUCACAGACUGCACACCUUAGCAGCAGGCUGGAAGAGCAACAAAUUAGCUGGAUGUCACAGAAACGUGUUCUUCCAGAGGAUGAGAGGAGAGAGCUGAGGAUCUGGAUGAGAAGGAAACACAGGGAAAGACUGGCUGUUUAUCAAAAACACAGAGAGAGCCUGAGGGAGAGGGAGCACAAACCUUUUACUACCUCCGGAACAGUGAAAUCUGCAAACAAGAAUCAAGCAGCCAUUUGGAAAACCAGAAAGGAUAAAGAAAAGUUAAUGCUACUGGAGAAAUACAACCAGAGGACCCGGGAAGCCUAUUCUUUGGCCAGUGACUUUCCCACCAGUCCCCCAACACUACGCAAUUCUUCACACACUGAAGGUUCACCAGUGCCCUUAACUACACGACCCAUCUCUGCUCCACCCUCUGGUAGCACUCACAGAAGUCUUAAGUCAGGACACGCUCAACCCCAUCUUCGUCCAUGGACUGCUGGGAUGCAGGGACGGUCUUCAGAGGAUUACUACACGAGACUGGGACUACAUAGACCAGUUACUUCUCUGCCAAGGGACCGUAUGUCUCAGGUGACCAGACGUGGCAUGCUCUCACACACAAAGAGCCACACUAAACUGCACACAGCCAUCCAGAGUGAGGAAGGGCACCUCGGACACCAGAGAAAGACGCGGCCAAACAAAGGUCCUUUAAGAGGGACUGCUGUAGGGAGAGGGAUCCUGAGGGAGCAGACGAGGAUGGAAGAGAGAGAAGAGGUGAACCUUUGGGAGCCCACUUCAAAAUUAAAUAGGCUGCUGGGACCAGAGGAGUCUAACAUAGUUUUGGCUGGAAUGUUGGAUGAGCAGGAUGAUGGUGCCAGAGCUGGUGUGUCAGCAAUGGACUGGCUGGACAACCUUUCUGAGAGCGCCAGCAGCAGCCUCAGCAAAAUAGACUGGGCAGCUAUCGAGAGGAUGGUGGCUGCAGAGGACGCUUGAUUGUUACAAGGAAUGAAAAAACAAUACCACUUUGACACUUAAUAGAUUUGUAUAUUACUGGAAAACACUUUCAAGAUUUUAUGUGCCUAUUGAAUCUACUGUAAUUCAGAAGCAUUUUGAAGUACAGUAGUAUACAUUAUAUUUAGAUAUGUUUAAUAAAUUAGAUAAUGAUCAGCAGUGAUAUUAAAUAUGUCAAGACAGUUUGACAUAUUUUUUAUUGGUAAAGUAGGUCUACAAUCAUUUUCAUAUAUAAUUAGUAGAAUAUUUGUUGCACUGACAUCUGCGGUGUUCUAGGUUUGCACCAUGUAAGUGUAAAGUUUUCUACAUUUAUAAUUUAUUUUUGUAUAGACUUGACUGUUCCAACUAUUACAUAUCUGGAUCAAAGCUUUUAAAAUCA